AACCAGUUUUCGAUGAAAACUACUUGAAAACUCACGUUCCACUCAUUCCAAUCGGCGUCUCCACUACUUUUUUUCGAUUAUUUAUGAGUGAAAAGCAUCUUGGUUUUGCUUUUGUAUAGCAAAACUGUAAUCAGAGCAUGUAAGAAAUGUCAACGAAAACAGUAACAGCCGGUGUGAACAGCCUUCAGCCCACAAUCCCAAAACUCGUUUUCAAAGUGUUUUCGUUGUCGGUCAGAACAUGGUAUUAGUACUCGUGUUUUUCGCCAUCUACUCAGUACUUGUUUGAAAAGUAUCGAUACCAAAAUUACUAGGUAUCGAACGAAAAGUGUCGAGUAUGUACCUUUAAUUACUCUUAUCGUUUCAUUCCUAGAUAAUCAACGGCGCGCUGUGGAACUAGAGCAACAAAUCUGAAAAAUACUUUGAUUUUAAUAAAGCAGUUUUGAAUACGAGCAGAUAUGGCGACAGCUUUUACACGUCAACUUCUUCCCGAUGUGAAUGACAAUGACCUUUAUUUCAUUAAAAAUCAGAUGAAUAAAAUAUGCGAUUUCUACGAUGAGCAGGAUUUUAUAGAUGUUACAUUUCAAUUGCCUAACCCCACUACUAUGAUUCCAGCACACCGCUUGAUACUCGCAUCAGCAAGUCCUUACUUCAACGACCUUUUCAAAAGCGCCCAGGGCCUAGCUCCUGUUAUCGAGUUAAACAACGUAAAUAGUGACACCUUUGAGCGUUUAAUGACAUUUUGCUACACCGGCAAAACGCUCAUAACCAUAGACAAUGUGGGUGCAAUGUUGAAGGCGGCUAUGGUUUUGAAGUUAGAUGGGGCCGUUUUGAGUUGCGUUGACUAUAUUUCCGGGCAUAUAACUGAGUAUACGCUGCAACGGGCAUAUUGCUUAGAGAAUGAAACUCAGUGUGUACCACUGUACGAGAAACUCUUUGAAUAUGUUUUAGAGAAUUUCAUGGAGGUGAACCAGAGCACUGAAUUUUUAAGUUUAAGUGCUGAGAGAUUGCAGGCACUCAUAGAGAGCGAUAAAUUGAAUGUGAGUUGCGAAAAAGAUGUCUUUGAGGCUGUAAAACGCUGGUAUGAACACGACGCUGAAGGGCGCCGACAGAUACUACCAGACUUGAUCGGUAGCUUACGCCUCAACCAGCUGGAUACGGAUUUCCUAUUGAGACACGUUCAGUCACUGCCUGGUUGUGAGCUAUUGGCUUUAAGGGCGAUAGCGUGGACUACGGUCUCUACAAAUCGUAGAAUGGUGUCGUUAAAGUUUACAACGCCACGAAAAUAUGUGCACAAAACAUCGGAGGAAACAACAUUGAUAGCGGUAGGAAGCUCUGUAAGUUCAACCAACUGA
Molecule: messenger RNA, 1352 nt
Organism: Rhagoletis zephyria (snowberry fruit fly)
Lineage: Eukaryota; Metazoa; Arthropoda; Insecta; Diptera; Tephritidae
Product: kelch-like protein 17
Molecular function (GO): protein binding
Source: RefSeq, a predicted model, not a curated record